CAAUCUGCGGCGUAGUUGUGUUCAGUGGCUGUACAGUAAAAGGCAAAAAUCCAAGGGAAACAAUUUUACUGUAGCAGAACAAAGGUCGAAAUCUCUGUGUCCCUGUUUUCCAGCAUUGGAACCUAUGCUUUCCCACAGAACGUGAAGGCAGCAGCGCGCCAGCCAAUGUGGGUGUUGAUUUUUUUCAAGAUGACCAAUCAGCGGCGAUUACGUCUUAGGACGGCGUAUGAGUCAAACGGCCCGCCCUAGCGACGUCCAUUGAAGAAAAGGAAGAGGGCCGGUGUGAGCAUACGGUCCCCAGACGAAAUUCGGUCAUGACGAACAAACUUUGUAAGCUUUUUGUCGGCGGACUGAACGUGGAGACCAACGACGAUGGCCUCCGCAAGUAUUUCGAGCAGUACGGCACCCUCACCGACUGCGUUGUUGUAAUGAACCAGCAGCUAGGACGGUCCCGCUGCUUCGGCUUUAUCACCUACUCGACGCCGGAGGAGGCCGACGCAGCAAUGGCGGCUAAGCCACAUGUCGUCGAAGGAAACAACGUGGAGCUGAAGAGGGCCAUAGCGCGGGAGGACGCCAACAACCCGGACAUCCUCGCCAACGUCAAGAAGAUCUUCGUCGGCGGCGUGAAAGACCACAUCGAGGCGGAGAACCUCACCGAGUACUUCUCCCAGUUCGGCGCGGUGGAGAAGGCCGAAAUCAUCUCCGACAAGCAGACCGGCAGGAAGAGAGGCUUCGGCUUUGUCUUCUUCGAGGACACCGACUCCGCCACCAAAGCGGUGCUCACCAAAUACCACACCAUCGACGGGAACAAGGUCGAGGUGAAGAAGGCCCUGACCAAGCAGGAGAUGUCCAGCGCCGGCGGCCGGGGAGGACGGGGCCGAGGGAGAGGGAUGCAGAACUAUGGCGGCGGAAGAGGCGGCGGCGGCGGCGCCUACGGAGGAGGCUACGGCGGCGGUUACGGAGGGGGAUACGGCUACGGCGCCGGGUACAACGGCGGCGGGGGCUACGGGGGCUAUGGGGGCUACGAAGAGUACGACAGCCAGAUGGGUGGCGGCUACAGCAACGGGGACUUUGGGGACGGCUACGGACAGCAGGAAUCCAGUUAUGGUGCAAUGAAAGGGGGCAACUAUUCCUACAGGAGCGGGGCUCCGUACAACAGAGGCGGCGGUUACGGAAGGGGUGGCGGAUUCGGCGGGGGGUAUUAGCGGCUCCCUCCACUUUUGUGUUAUGGGGAAAAAAAUCUGAUUUUUAAAAACGAACUAGACACAUUAACACGAGCCCAGGUGGGGGUGAGGGGUCGCGCGAGCGGUGCGGCCGCCCCGCCCCCUACCCGGACCCAUCUGUUCUCCUAUUCCACAUUAUGGACUUGACAACUUAAAAUUGUGAAUUAUUGAAUUGUGGUUUUGUUAUGUUUGAGAAAUGUUUUUUGAACAAACCGUGGGGCCGUAAUUAAUGUCAGUCACUGCUUCUCAACUCGGAAUUGAGUUUGUUUGUCUUGCAAACCAGCCAGAUGUGUCUGUUAUUUUUGCAUCAUGAACUCAGGGUUUUAAGUGAAGUUGGUGGCAGUGUCCGGCAGCAUGGGACUUUGAGCUUGAGUUUCUAGGUCUGAAACGCUUUUCGUGACAAAGUAUUUUGUGAGAAAUGUCACGGACUGACAUUUAAAUUACCAUUUUGUUUUCCUCAACCCGUCCCAUUUGAUUGAUUGAUUUAUGUUUAGAUUAAAGCUGUUUGAAAUAUGUGCUCAGUUCACCCCAAUAUUCUGUUUUUAUUAAAGUUUUUAAUGUUAAUGAUCUUAUCGUGUAGUCUUGAUUAAAUCGUGGGUUACAUUUAAAAACAUAAAACCUCUUCCCUGCUAGUGGCUCCACACUGAUAAAUUUGCAUUACUGGAAUAAAAAGCCUCUUCUUCGUAACCUUGUGGUUCAAAAAGCUGCCACAAGGAGGGAGUGUUGCCUUUCAGUCCAGUUCAGUGGCCAUUUUAAACCAGCAGAUGGUACCUUUUAAAGUCAGUUUUCCUGCACUAAAAAGCAUCAAGCAGGAUAAAGAUCAUAAUGUUUCAUGGUUUGUACUUUAUUUCGGCUGGUCUCCCUCCAUGAGUGCGGCCCACUGUUCUCCCCAGGGGGUCCGAUUCCGUUGUAAAAUGUAUGUAAACAGAUGUGACCAAUGACAAUAAAGAUGAAUUCUUCAAACAUCGGCCUUAA
Molecule: messenger RNA, 2198 nt
Organism: Betta splendens (Siamese fighting fish)
Lineage: Eukaryota; Metazoa; Chordata; Actinopteri; Anabantiformes; Osphronemidae
Product: heterogeneous nuclear ribonucleoprotein A0-like
Exons: 1
Coding region: 315-1205 (296 amino acids)
Molecular function (GO): RNA binding
Source: RefSeq, a predicted model, not a curated record